AUGAAAUUUGCAGAUCAACUAUCAGAAUCUGUGAUCCCUGAAUGGAAGGAUAAAUAUAUUGAUUAUAAAAUUGGUAAAAAAAGAUUAAAAUAUCAUUAUGGAAAAUUACCAAAGGAUCCAUUCUUAGCAAGGUUAAAUGAAGAGCAACAUAUUGUUGAUAAUAAUAAUAAUUUAUCAACAAUAUCAAGAGAAAAUAGUGGAUUAGAACUAAAUACAAGAAAUGAUAUAGAAAAUGAAAGUCAUGAUGAAAAUGAUUUAGAUGCAAUGUCUAUUGAAUCAACAAGAUCUAUUUCAGCUGCAUCACAUUUAGCUAAAUUGAGAAAAAAUAAUUAUAAUAGCCGUUCAAAUGAUUCAUUUAAUAGUUUAAUGAGAUCAUCUUCUACCCCUAUGAUUCCAAAUUUAGUUACUGGUAAUCCUCGUGAUGGUGGUAAUAAUAGUCGUAGUGGAAGUAGUGGUGGUGGCAGUGGUGGUAGUAGAAAGGGUAAUAAACGUAGAAAUAGAAAUAAUAGAAAUAAAAAUGGUAAUAAAAAUACUUCAUUUAAGAAAGAGAAAAUUAUUUAUUCAAGAUUACAAAAGACAGCUGUUAAAGAUUUUAUUGAAGAUUGGUUAAUAGCUAUUGAAUUAACAAAAUGUAACGAUUUUUAUAUUUGGUUAUUGGAUGAAUGUGGAACUAAAUUCGGUGUAUUAAAGACACAAAUGCAUAUGUAUAAACUUCAAAAGGAAAAAAUUAUCGAUCCCACAAGUGAUGAAACUCAAUCUUUGAAAUUAAGUUCAAUAGAUAAUGUAAGUACAUAUGGUUCUACUUCACCUCAAUUUCAAGAAGGUGAUAAUCAAUCAGAAACUGAUAUUGAUGCUACUGUCGUUGCAGCAGGUAUGACAGCUAAUGAUUCAUUAAUGGGGAAAUCAAAGAAGCAAUCACCGGGACUAAGAUCAAAUAUAAAGUAUUUCCUAAAACAAAAGAAUUUACUACCAUCGUGGCCUAAGAAUGCAUUCAAACAUAAAAUCUUAGAAGAAAAAGAACUUUCAAGAUCAGCUUCAGGGAUGUCUUUAGCCUCUUUGAAUAAUGGCAGUGAUGAUGAUCGUAACUCCAACAUUAGAUAUGGCUCUCCAACUUUAAGCGCCAUCUUAAAUCCUGCAAAGGAAACAUUUGCAUACGACUUGUCAUUAGUUUCUGAUGAAAUGACUUUACCUCGUGCUCAAAGAUUAUUGAAUGAAGCAAUAUUGGAAUUUUACCUGUUCCUUCAACUUGUUAAAGCCUACAGAGAUUUAAAUGUUACUGGAUUCCGUAAGAUUGUCAAGAAAUUUGAUAAAACUUUGGGUACUAAUGAAUUACCAAGAUUUAUGAAGUAUGCAAGAGAUAAUUAUUCUCUUUUCAAACAUGUUAAUAACAAUGUUAAAUUAAUGGCUCAACAUAUGAAACGUACAAGUUCAUAUCAUAUUCUUACUGAUUUGGUCCCAAAUAGUCCUAAGGAUGACCCAUUGUUAUGGUGGGAAACAAGAGCCAGAACUUGGUAUUGUACUGAUUUAACUAAUUCUCCUCAUGAUAUGAAGAAAAAAAGAGAUAAAUUAAAAAAAUUGAAUAUUGAAUAUACUUUGAAUGAAAGUAUGAUACAUCGUAAUAACAGAUCCACUUUGCAAAUGACCACAGCUGGUUUGUUUUUGGGUUUUUCCUUUUCUAUCUUCUUAUAUACAUUGUAUCUUUCAUUCUCUUCCCCUGCGGUAUCUUACACACGUAAAAUUUUGUUUCCAUUAUGGGGUGGUUGGUAUAUGACACUUUUGAUGCUAAUUCUUUUCCAAGUUAACUGUUUCAUAUGGCAUAGAGCAGGUAUUAAUUAUAAAUUUAUUAUGUUUGGAGAAGUUAAAACUAGAAGCGGGACACAAAUGUAUAAUAAUGAUUUUGCUACUACAGGUAUCUCACUUAAAUUGUAUUAUGUUUCAUUUUAUGUUUUGUUAACUUGUAUUUGUGCCGGAUUAAGUUUUAAAUUACAAGAACUAUCCCCUUGGAGUUUUGUCGCAAUGGCUUCUGUAUUUAUAUUAUUUUUCAUGCCAUCUAACUUUGUACCAUAUUGGGACAAGGUUGUCCACACUAGAAAUUGGCUUAUUAUUACUUCUAUUAGGUUAGCUUGUUCGGGUAUUUUCCCAGUUGAGUUUGGUGAUUUCUUCUUAGGUGAUAUUGUUUGUUCCCUUACUUAUUCUAUUGCAGAUAUUGCCAUGUUUGCUUGUAUUUAUUCUACAAACGAGCAAGGUUUGUGUGGGUCUUCACACUCUAAAUCUAUGGGUGUCCUUUCCUCGAUUCCAAGUUAUUGGAGAUUGCUUCAAUGUAUUAGAAGAUUUCUGGACUCUGGGGAUUGGUUUCCACAUCUUAUUAACGCCAUCAAGUAUAGUUUCGGUGUUGGAUAUCAAGCAACCUUAUGUGCUUAUAGAUUAGAUCCAUUUAAUGAGCAACGUAGAACCUACUUUAUCAUUGUUUCUACUAUGAACUCUGUCUUAACUUCUAUUUGGGAUUUGAUUAUUGAUUGGUCCCUUUUCCAACCUUCUUAUAGGAAUCUGUUUUUAAGAGAUGAUCUUUAUUUGGCAGGCAAAAGAAAUUGGGAAGAUGGUUCUUAUAGUCCAAAAAGAAAAGCAUUAUAUUACUCAGCAAUGGUUUGGGAUGUGGUUAUCAGAUUCCAGUGGGUUGUAUACGCUGUUGCACCUCAAUCUAUCCAACAAAGUGCGAAAACUUCAUUUGUGUUAGCAUUAACAGAAUUAUUGAGAAGAUUCGUUUGGGUAAUUUUCCGUAUUGAAAAUGAACAUGUUGCCAAUGUACACCUAUUUAGAGUCACGGGGGAUUCUCCACUUCCUUAUCCUGUUUUACCAAGUAGUGAUACCAAUAACAUCGUUCAACAAGCUAGAAAGACUAGAUAUUUACUACAUAGACAAUCUAGUGAAGAUUCUGAACCAGUCAUUCAAAGUUCUUCUACAGCUCACCCCUUAUCUAAUGUUAAUCAAAACAUUAGACGUCCAUCGACAGCCUAUCAUACGCUAACAAGAAGAAAUACUACAAUGUUCGGGAAAAUUUCAGAUUCUAUUCCUUGGGUUCACGCAACGGAUUUCCAAAGACCUGUUGCUACGCCAUUAAAUGAUCCUUCAGAUUUGCAAUUAGAAAAUGACGAACAUUCACCUUUUGACAGUGAUACUGAAUCUGAAUCAGGGAUUUAA
This is a messenger RNA of Maudiozyma saulgeensis, 3198 nucleotides long. The record is from the annotation of a GenBank genome assembly. Lineage: Eukaryota; Fungi; Ascomycota; Saccharomycetes; Saccharomycetales; Saccharomycetaceae.